This is a messenger RNA of Acinonyx jubatus (cheetah), 2009 nucleotides long. It is a transcript of the gene RHOU, whose product is annotated as ras homolog family member U. The record is from RefSeq and is a predicted model, not a curated record. The transcript is spliced from 3 exons. Gene Ontology annotation, molecular function: GTPase activity; GTP binding. NCBI's taxonomy places the organism in Eukaryota, Metazoa, Chordata, Mammalia, Carnivora, Felidae. Gene Ontology annotation, biological process: small GTPase-mediated signal transduction. Bases 264 to 1040 code for a protein of 258 amino acids.
GCUCGGGCUCCACGGCGCUCGGCCGGCCCGCAGUCCUCUGACCGCGCGGAGCGGAGCCAGGUGGCGCCGCCCGAGCCCAGAGCCGCGACCCACCCCGGCCGCCUUUGUCUGGGAGCGUGUGGCCUAGAACCGCCGCUCUUGGGGGCCGGGCACGCGCCCACCGCGGUCGGUGACAGCUCGUCCCUCUCGGAGGGCUCCGGGACCGAGGGGCGGGCGGGCCGGGCCCUGCUCGCUCGCGCCUGCACGCCCGAGCGCGCGCACCGAUGCCCCCGCAGCAGGGGGACCCCGCAUUCCCGGGCCGUUGCGAGGCGCCGCCCGUUCCGCCGCGCCGGGAGCGCGGGGCGCGCGGGGGGCGCGGGCCCGGGGCGCCGGGGGGCCGGGGGCGCGCGGGCGGUGCCGAGGGGCGCGGCGUCAAGUGCGUGCUCGUCGGCGACGGCGCCGUGGGCAAGACGAGCCUGGUGGUGAGCUACACCACCAACGGCUACCCCACCGAGUACAUCCCCACCGCCUUCGACAACUUCUCGGCGGUGGUUUCUGUGGACGGACGGCCUGUGAGACUCCAGCUCUGUGACACUGCCGGGCAGGAUGAGUUUGACAAACUCAGGCCCCUCUGCUACACCAACACGGACAUCUUUCUUCUGUGCUUCAGUGUGGUGAGCCCCUCAUCCUUCCAGAACGUCAGUGAGAAGUGGGUGCCCGAGAUCCGAUGCCACUGUCCCAAAGCCCCCAUCGUCCUCGUUGGAACUCAGUCGGAUCUCAGAGAAGACGUCAAAGUCCUCAUUGAGCUGGACAAAUGCAAAGAGAAGCCGGUGCCUGAAGAGGCAGCUAAGCUGUGCGCCGAGGAGAUCAAAGCCGCCUCCUACAUCGAGUGUUCGGCCUUGACUCAGAAAAACCUCAAAGAGGUCUUUGACGCGGCCAUUGUCGCUGGCAUUCAGUACUCAGACACUCAGCAACAGCCAAAGAAGCGCAAAAGCAGGACUCCUGACAAAAUGAAAAACCUCUCCAAGUCCUGGUGGAAAAAGUACUGCUGUGUCGUAUGAUGUUGGCAAGAAACCCGGAAAAGGCAGUUUUUAGAUGAAGCCGAUAUUAGAAGCUAUAUUAGCUGACGUGACUCCUUUUAUUGUGUAGAACCUGGAGAGGGAACGCGUGUGUAUGCGUGUAACAGGUGGAGCUCUCAGUUUAUGUAUUCUUUCUUGCCUUCGACGUUUUUGUUUGUUUCAGCUUAGGGACCAGCCAAUUAUGCAAGAUAUUUCUGAAGGGAGUUGAGCAAUGUUCCUAACUCUGGAAAAGUAGAGCUCCGAGACCUCGGGAUUAAUUUAUAGCUAAUAUGAAAGAGACCCGCUCGGAUGUGGGUGUCAAGGAUGCGACUUGGCCGCAUUAUGAUGCGCAGAAGGACCAACGGCGAAAUGGUGUGGUCCACCCUCCCUUGAUUAAGGGCUACUCGAUGCAAGGACGUUCCGUACGCGGGCCGGCCAGGGAGCACCUGUCAGAAUUGCGUUUCAACGUCCACACUUACAUUGUCCCGCCUGCAGGGAAGUGAACAUUCUUGAAGGGCCUGCAGCAAAUGUUUGUAGGAGACAAAAUGACCUUUAUUUCCCUUAAGUCAGCCAAAAUGUGUACACGCACACGCACACGCGCACGUACGUACGGCUAUAUUUGCUGCUGAUUCAGACUUUUAAACGGUUAAUGGGAAAAAGCACGGCCACGAAAAAACAGAUACGAGGGAAGCUCAGGUUCCUGCUUUUGUGACUUUUUUGAACAGCUCUCUUUUUGAUGAUACCCUACUCAGAGAUGGGAUUUUAACUACGUCCCGACGCAUCUUUGAGGCCACCUGAAAACCAAACGUGAACAACUUUUGAAACCUGUUUUAAAAUGGGUGUCUCUUGAAACCCGUUACGACAACCAGUGAAGUCCACAGAUGCCUUUCAGGGACCUGGCAGCAGGGCCCGGCGCUGUGUGUCACCGGGCUCGUGGGGCUGGUCUGCUGCGGCCGGCCGGGGGGCGGUGGG